Molecule: messenger RNA, 2026 nt
Organism: Ogataea polymorpha
Lineage: Eukaryota; Fungi; Ascomycota; Pichiomycetes; Pichiales; Pichiaceae
Exons: 1
Coding region: 71-1495 (474 amino acids)
Cellular component (GO): cytoplasm
Molecular function (GO): protein binding; guanyl-nucleotide exchange factor activity
Source: RefSeq, a predicted model, not a curated record
GCAACCUUAAACACCCGUACACGGGAAAAUCGCAGCCCUGUUAAAUAAGGGAUGCUACUUUAUUCUCAUCAUGGUAUCCUUUCAUGAUUUGAAUGAAGACAUCAUUUGCUUCCAUAUAGUGCCGUUUUUGGACGAGCCAGACAUCCGUGCUCUAUUUCUUACAUGCAAAAGCCUCAGCUUGUGUCUCAACCAGGCCGUUGUCUGGCAUCAAAUGUUUCGGAAGGCAUUCAAGAAUGACAACGUUCCGUUCGACAUAUACUAUAAAUGGCCCCAGCUGUACAAACUGCGCAAAAGCUGUAAGCUACUAACCUUUGGGAACAACGGGUACAGUCGUCUUGGGUGGCUUUUUGGCAGCCAGGAUGCCGCUAUGGAGAUAUUGGACCACGGACAGAGCAAGCGACUCGUCAAGCCUGUAGAGCUGACUUUUGAGGAUGAAUACAUUGCAGACGUGACUGCCGGCGGGUUUGCGUUCUGCGUGCUUACCACCAGGGGCAAUGUGUAUUUUACAGGGCGCAAUUGGCAUGGAAUGGCAGGCCUGUCGGAGCCGGGGCCCAAAACCAGAGACUACAAUUUUGGCAGCGAGCCGCGCCCAGCCUAUGAGCCAGGAAAAUGUGUCAAUAAGGUACAAUUACCAGAAAACACCAAGAUCAGCCAGAUCGGGUCAGGAAGAUCGCAUUUUAUCGGCCUCGACACCAACGGCCGGCUCUGGACGUGGGACAGCGUCGGCCGGCUGUGCAGGGGUGUCGAGUUGGAUCUCCACCUGGAAAACGGCGACAGGGUAACGGGCCGGAUUGAGCGAAUCCGCGCGGGCUGGUCGUUCAGCAGCUGCCACAUCGACAACCUGGGGAUUGCCGUCUGGAAUCGCCGUGACAGCCUUGCUCCGCAUAGCGGCGAAUACGGGCCAGUGCGCGCUUACGUCAGCGUUAUCGACGGCACCGUCGCGAUCGACGACUACAUCGUGCUGGACAAUUUUCUGAUCUACCUAACGGAGCAGGGCGAGCUGUAUCGUGUGGAUCUGCCACGCGAACUCUCACCACGAAUUGGCCGUGGCUCAAAGCUCGCCAAGUUUCAGGAGUACGCGGAGAAACACUCAGCGUAUGGCAGCCACAAGACCCGGUUUGUGCGGCUCAGCGGCUCAUUCAACAGGUUCAGCGCGAUCACCAACGACGACCAGGUUCUGCUGGGGGAUAAGAGCUCGGAAAAGCCGCAAAUCUACCGCGAGCUGCAGUUUAAUGGAGUGAUUUCGGUGGCUGUUGGGGACUACCAUUUUUUGGCCCUAAAUAGAAAAGGCGAGCUGUAUGCCUGGGGCAGAGAGUCACACAAAAACGGGUGUUUGGGGCUUGGGACGCUUUCUGCCGCACUUGCCAUGCCAGGCGUGCGUCAGGACGGGAAUGACAUUGUUGUUGAGCAGCCGGUGCGUGUUCCUGUUAACGGUCAGGUUUUGGCGAUUGCUGCCGGAGGAUGGCAGUCGGCUGCGUUGGUGCACGAAAAAUAAUAGAUAAGAAAAAAUUGUACCAAUGGCAGAUUUCGCUGAUUUGAAACCUAUUAUCACGAGCUCGAAACGCUCGGGCCGUCGCCGGCAGCGAGGCUCUUCUGGUGUGUCAAAGCCAGAGCCGGCGACUGUCGACGAAACUGCGGACGAACUGGUGAUUGCGGGCAAGAAACCAAGACCAGCAGCAGAGACCCCGGUGCGAAAACGGCCCUCGUCUAAGUACUACGGCAUGGAUGACUUUUAUCUGGACCACGAGACAAUGGAUGAGUACACGUGGACGGCGCUGGUUGGAUUUAGCGCGAUCAGGAUCGGAUCGCCGCUGAUUUUCAUUCUACAUUGCACUUAUCUGCUGGCUAUUCUCUACUUCAAACAUGGAUUCACCAUCGACGAGGAGGCAUCGCAGACCAUACCGAAGCUGAUGCUGCCGCUGCUGGCAAAUCUCCUGCUGGUGCAUGUUUUCAACAAGUGGUAUUUUUCGACAAAUUACUACAAACUGCGGGAGCCUCACUGAUUAUUAUUAAAUAUUCAGUUAAC